Rhincodon typus (whale shark) is the source of this 5501-nucleotide messenger RNA. It is a transcript of the gene ift172, whose product is annotated as intraflagellar transport 172. The transcript is spliced from 47 exons. Gene Ontology annotation, biological process: intraciliary transport. Gene Ontology annotation, cellular component: axoneme; intraciliary transport particle B; ciliary basal body. Bases 104 to 5338 code for a protein of 1744 amino acids. The record is from RefSeq and is a predicted model, not a curated record. Gene Ontology annotation, molecular function: protein binding. NCBI's taxonomy places the organism in Eukaryota, Metazoa, Chordata, Chondrichthyes, Orectolobiformes, Rhincodontidae.
AUACAGUGACGUGCGUGACCGUAACCAGGGAAACGGCGGCUGGUUCGGAGUUUGUGGGAAGAAAUAAAGCGAACGGAGUCGAGAUUAGGUCUGGGGGAAGCUAAUGCAGCUGAAACAUCUGAAAACCCUUCUGAAUCCUCAGGAUGGUGCUGCUAAAGUUACAUGUAUGUCGUGGGCACCCAAUAACAGCAAGUUUGCAGUCUGCACUGUGGACAGAGUUGUUCUUCUGUAUGAUGAAAAUGGAGAAAGAAGGGAUAAAUUCUCUACUAAACCUGCUGAUGCCAAGUAUGGCAAGAAAAGUUAUAUGGUCAGAGGCAUGGCAUUUUCACCAGAUUCCACCAAAAUAGCCGUUGGACAGACAGACAGUAUUAUAUAUGUUUAUAAAAUUGGAGAGGAAUGGGUUAGAGUUCGUUUAGCUAACACAAAAUCAAACAAGUCUUCAACCAUUUAUGGAACGGAUUCUUACGUAGUUUCAUUGACUUCAAAUUUAUCGGGCAAAGGAAUUCUAUCUGGACAUGCAGAUGGCACAAUUGUACGUUACUAUUUUGAUGAUGAAGGAGUGGGUGACUCACAGGGAAAACUAGCAACACACUGCUGUCCACCUUAUGCCUUAGCUUGGGCUGUAAACAGCAUUGUGGCUGCUGGAUGUGAUAAGAAAAUCAUUGCCUAUGGAAAGGAGGGCCAUAUUAUCCAGCAGUUUGAUUAUGGCCGUGAUGCUACGGAAAAGGAGUUCGCAGUAGCUGCCACUAGUCCUAGUGGACAGUCGAUAGUCAUCGGCAGUUAUGACAGGCUGAGAGUACUAAACUGGAGUCCUCGUAGAAAUGCAUGGGAUGAGUCAAGACCAAAGGAGAUCCCAAAUCUUUACACUAUUACUGCCUUAGCUUGGAAAAAAGAUGGUUCCAGACUAUGUGCGGGCACACUUUGUGGAGGUGUGGAACAAUUUGAUUGCUGUUUGCGUAGAUCUAUUUACAAGAACAAAUUUGAAAUGACAUAUGUUGGGCUCAGCCAGGUUAUAGUAAGGAACCUUUCGACUGGUACCAGAGUCGUGUUGAAGUCUCACUAUGGGUAUGAAAUUGAUGAAGUGAAGAUCAUGGGAAAAGAUCGCUACCUGGUGGCUCAUAGCACUGACACAUUACUUCUCGGAGACUUGGCAACCAACAAGCUUAGUGAGGUUGCCUGGCAGGGGUCUGGUGGAAAUGAAAAGCUUUACUUUGAUAAUGAAAAUGUGUGCAUGAUCUUCAAUGCUGGUGAAUUGACACUUGUGGAAUAUGGCAACAAUGACAUUUUGGGAUCUGUUAGAACAGAGUUCAUGAACCCUCACUUAAUCAGCGUUGAAGAAACUUUAGAAUCCGAGAUGAAUUCAGCAUUGGUACUGUUACUGCCUGAAGAAUAUGAGGAAACUCGCCCGAGAUGCUUCAGGCGCAAGAGGCGAGUUACAGUCUGGUACAUGCUGCCUGUGUCUGGGUCAGAGUCGGAGAAACUUGACCUGGGGCAAAAACUGGAUCUGUUGACUGGUUAUAACUUGGCUGCGAUAAGUCAUGACACAAAAAUUGACUGGUUAGAAUUGAAUGAAACUGGACGCAAGUUGCUUUUCAGGGACAAAAAACUUGGUCUCCAUCUGUUUGAUAUAGAAGACAACACAAAGACAACUGUCCUGAAUUACUGCACUUAUGUUCAGUGGGUACCCGGCAGUGAUGUGGCUGUGGCCCAGAACCGUGGCAAUCUCUGUGUUUGGUACAAUAUUGAUGCUCCAGAGCGAGUUACAAUGUUUCCACUUAAGGGUGAUAUUGUAGAUCUGGAACGGAGUAAUGGUAAAACAGAAGUCAUAGUUACUGAGGGAGUGAAUACUAUUUCUUAUACUCUGGAUGAAGGGCUAAUUGAAUUUGGCACAGCAAUUGAUGAUGGAGAUUAUAACAGAGCCACUGCUUUCUUGGAAACAUUGGAAAUGUCAUCUGAGACUGAAGCUAUGUGGAAAACAUUAAGCAAGCUUUCAUUAGAAGCCCAGCAGUUGCAUAUUGCAGAAAGAUGCUUUGCUGCACUUGGGGAUGUAGCGAAAGCUCAAUUUCUUUGUGAAACUAAUCGGAUUGCAGACCAAACAGCAACAGAAUAUGGAGGUGAUGGCUCAGACAAUUACCUUGUUCGCGCACGAUUGGCUAUGUUGGAGAAAAACUACAAAUUAGCAGAAAGUUACUAUCUGGAACAAAAUGCUGUUGAUAAAGCCAUGGAUAUGUAUCAGGAACUACACAUGUGGGAUGAAUGUAUAAUGGUUGCCGAAGCCAAGGGUCACCCUGAAUUGGACAAUCUUAGACGGAGUUAUUAUAAAUGGCUGAUGGAAACAAAUCAAGAUGAAAAGGCAGGCGAAGUAAAAGAGAAUGAUGGAGAUUACCCUGGUGCCAUUAAUCUCUAUUUGAAAGCUGGCCUACCUGCAAAAGCUGCUCGAUUAGUAUUGAGUCAGAAUGAACUUAUGACAAACAGUGAUAUCAUCAAUAGAAUUGCUGCAGCCCUAAUUAAGGGGGACUUUUAUGAAAGGGCUGGAGACCUUUAUGAAAACAUUGGGAAUUACCAAAGAGCACUGGAUUGCUACCGUAAGGGCAAGGCCUUUCGGAAAGCGGUGGAAUUGUCUAGAACUGUUUCUCCAGCUGAGGUUGUGAAAUUAGAGGAGGCCUGGGGAGACUAUCUGGUACAACAAAAACAGUUGGAUGCUGCAAUUAAUCAUUACAUUGAGGCCGGCUGCUCUAUAAAGGCGAUUGAUGCAAGUGUUGGAGCUCGACAGUGGAAAAAAGCAGUCCAUAUUCUUGAACUUCAAGAUGAUGCAACAUCUUACAAGUACUAUCACAAGAUAGCUCAACACUAUGCUUCAGUUCAAGAAUAUGAGACUGCUGAAAGGAUGUACAUCAAAGCCGAUCGAAUCAAGGAUGCUAUUGAUAUGUACAAGCAAGUGGGAUAUUGGGAGCAAGCCCACAAGUUGGCUAUAAAGUGCAUGAAGCAUGAAGAUGUGGCUGUUCUGUAUAUUAAUCAAGCGCAAGAACUAGAAAAGAAAGGAAAAUACAAAGAUGCUGAAAGGUUGUACAUUACAGUAGAUGAACCUGAUUUAGCAAUCACAAUGUAUAAGAAGCUUAAAAUGUAUGAUGACAUGAUUCGACUUGUAGCAAAAUAUCACAAGGACCUGCUCACGGAUACCCACCUUCAUCUUGCAAAGGAACUGGAAAGUGAAGGCCGUUUUCGAGAAGCUGAGUACCAUUAUUUGGAAGCAAAAGAAUGGAAGGCAAUAGUGAAUAUGUAUCGUGUCAAUGAUAUGUGGGAUGAAGCCUAUAGGGUUUCUAAAGCCCAUGGAGGUGCAAAUGCCCAUAAACAAGUGGCUUACUUAUGGGCAAAGAGCCUGGGAGGAGAGUCCGCAGUUAAGUUGCUAACUAAAUUUGGUCUUCUGGAAACAGCAAUUGACUAUGCAGCUGAUAACUGCUCUUUCGAUUUUGCUUUUGAACUGUCACGAUUGUCUAUGAAAAAUAAAAUCCCAGACAUACAUCUCAAACAUGCUAUGUAUCUAGAAGAUGAGGGUAAAUUUCACGAAGCAGAAAUUGAAUUCAUUAAAGCAGGAAAAUCAAAGGAGGCUGUCCUCAUGUAUGUGCAUAAUCAAGAUUGGGAUGCAGCCCAAAGGGUGGCGGAAGCUCAUGACUCUGACAGUGUGGCUGAUGUCUUGGUUGGUCAGGCACGUUUUGCCUUUGAUCAGAAAGAAUAUCAAAAGGCUGAGGCUUUCCUUCUGAGGGCUCAAAGACCAGAAUUGGCUGUGAAAUAUUACAAGGAAGUCACAAUGUGGAGUGAUGCAAUUCGAAUUUGUAAAGAAUAUAUCCCUAACAAGCUGGAACAACUUCAGGAAGAAUAUGAACAGGAAACAAUUAAGAAAGGAACAAAGGGAAUAGAAGGAAUAGUUGAACAAGCUAGAGAAUGGGAGCAAUCGGGAGAAUAUGUAAGAGCAGUGGAAUGUUACCUUAAAGUCAAAGAGACCAAUAACCUGGCUCUGAUGGAGAAGUGCUGGAUGAAGGCUGCUGAACUGUCAAUCAAAUUUUUAAAUCAAGACAAAACACUUGAAGUGAUUCAGACACUUGGUCCUCGACUGAUUGAAAUACAGAAAUACAGUGCGGCAGCUGAACUGUACCUUAAUAUGGAUCUCAUUAAAGACGCCAUUGACUGUUUCAUAGGAGGGGAAGAAUGGAACAAAGCUAAACGUGUGGCAAAGGAGCUCGAUCCCAGAUAUGAAGACUAUGUUGAUCAACGCUAUAAGGAAUAUUUGAAAAAUCAAGGCAAAGUGGAUUCACUGGUCGGAGUGGAUGUGAUAGCUGCACUUGACAUGUAUGUUGAACGAGGGCAAUGGGAAAAAUGCAUUGAAACUGCUAAUAAGCAGAAUUACAAAAUUCUCCACAAGUAUGUGGCUCUAUAUGUUACACACCUUAUCAAAGAAGGUCUUACUGAAAAGGCCUUAAAUCUGUAUGUUCAACACGGCGCUCCUGCCAAUACCCAAAAUUUUAACAUUUACAAACGGAUUUUUAUGGAUAUUAUAAACAUGCCAGAUAAAAAUACUGCAGAUGCAUAUAGGACAUGGGCUGAUCUUCGUGAUGUACUCUUCAAUCUGUGUGAAAAUCUAGUUAAAUCUUCGGAGGCCAGUUCUCCUGCUCAUGAAGAGUUUGAGCAAAUGCUGCUGAUUUCCCACUAUUAUGCUACUCGUGCAGCGUCACUGGGAGUCAACCAGCUGGACACGGUUGCAGCAAAAUUAUCCAUCUCUUUGCUGAGGCACACGGACAUCAUCCCUGCUGACAAAGCAUUUUAUGAGGCUGGCAUGGCAGCUAAGGCAAUUGGUUGGGAGAACAUGGCUUUUAUAUUCCUGAAUCGUUUCCUGGAUCUUUGCGAUGCAAUUGAGGAGGGCAAUCUUGAUGCACUUGAUCAUUCUGAUUUUCAAGAUACAGAUAUUCCAUUUGAAAUACCCGUCCCUAUAAAACAACAUAUUUUGGAUGAUAAACGUGAGGAAAUUAGGGACUGGGUUCUCACUGUGUCAAUGGACCAACGAGUUGAGCAGGUCCUACCAACAGAUGAACGAGAUACUUACGAAGCCUCUCUAUUGGCUGUAAACACUGGGAUCCACUCUCUUCCUUGUAUAAUAACAGGUUAUCCAGUACUCCGUAACAAAAUUGAAUUCAAAAGACAUGGUAAAGCAGCAAACAAAGAUGACUGGAACAAAUUUCUCAUGGCAGUAAAGACAACUCAUAGCCCAGAGUGUCAAGACGUGUUGAAGUUUGUUAGUCAAUGGUGUGGAGGUCUUCCCAGUGCCAGCUUUUCCUUCCAGUGAAAAAUGCUAAGAAUGAUCACCUAUUAUAAAAUUGUAUUCUAUUUCUACAUUAUAUUGAGCCCAUAGCUUUAAUGUGACCAAUAGAGCUGCUUUAUUUUCUUCCAUUUUGAAGACUCGUAUUUAGUUACAGAAUUGCCUUACAAAUAAAACUAUUAAAAAUAAA